This is a messenger RNA of Ostrinia furnacalis (Asian corn borer), 1807 nucleotides long. RefSeq lists its product as uncharacterized. The coding region runs from base 5 to 1807 and encodes 600 amino acids. The record is from RefSeq and is a predicted model, not a curated record. Lineage: Eukaryota; Metazoa; Arthropoda; Insecta; Lepidoptera; Crambidae. Gene Ontology annotation, molecular function: protein binding. The transcript is spliced from 12 exons.
CGGGAUGAGGAAGAAAUUAGUGCCAGAGGAGAGACCUGUAUGCAACGCAGUCGCUGUGUACCGGGAACGAGGGAAUUACUUGCAGCGCUUGGAGCAGUUCGAGAAAGCGAUACAGGCGUACAACGAGGCGUUGCGAUGGAACAGCUCAGAUGUCCGUUCUCUGCUCGGCCGUAGUUUGGCGCGCGUCAAGACUACUCACUAUACCCAGGCGCUAGACGAUGCUGCAAAGGCUGCAGAAUUGGAGCCGGAGAAUCUUUCAGCAUUGCAAAUCCGAGCGCAAACCAACUACGAAAAAUGUGCUUUUGAGCGCGCAUUGGUAUUGGCUCACCAAGGGCAGAGCUUGCGUCGGUUGCCACCGAAUUUUGCCGAGUGCGCCAGGCAUGCUGAAGAAACGGUUCGUGAAUGUGCAGGGAAAAGCGCCGGAAAAAUGCUCUCAUCCGUAGCGACUCUAUACCGUAGCGUGGAGCUGAAGAGAGAAUCAAUGGACGCCAAUGCACCUGUGAUCAUAGUGCGCCAAAGUCGUAUGCAGCCGAAACCUACGCAUCAGGUACAAGAAAUAUCUCGCGCAGAGAGCCAGAGGGCCGAGCAAAUAUCCCGGCUUAUGGCGUCAAAAUAUUUGGAGAGGAUGGCUCAUGACAAGUCUUUCCUCACGGCUCUCAGUAAGGACGAGCGGCUCAUCUCAGCCAAUAAGCAAGGCUCGAAAAUGCUGCAGGAGCUUGCCAAUAAGGCGCUGGCUGAUGUGGAGAAAAGACAGGCAGUCCUUCGCGAGAGACGUCCCCUCUACGCUGCACGCGCUUCAGAAGCAGCGGCGCGAGCGCGUCUUUCACGCGCACGAAAAGAACAACUCACUCGUGCGCAAAAGCAACACGCGGUCGACGCCAAGCGCCUAGUCAGAGCAGCGCAGAUAGCCUACGAAGAAAGAGACACAGCUAAAUGCCUGGAGAGUGCCGAGUUUGCGAUGGACCAGAUCGCAAAGAAGAACAGCAAUCUUCUGCCGGCCAAAGAGAAGUUUUUGCAGCAGCUGUAUGAUAUCGUGGCGAAUGCGUUCUUGGAUCAGAAACGUGUCAAAGACACAAUGAGCGAGUCUGACCGGGAGAAGCGAGCCUUCGUACUGCUGGGAAUGUACAUGUCUCGGGAACCAAGCAGAGACUCGGUGCUUCGGGCCCGGCCACAAGCCCCACCCCGAGACGCAAAGUCGCGCCUACGCAUCUUAGAAAGGAACCUGGCAAUGAGCACUAGGGCGCCAGAACGCUGCUACAUUCUCCACGAACUGGCAAGGCUCUUAAUGGAAACGAAGCAAGCGCAUAGAGCACGAUUCUUCGCUUUGAAAUGUCAAUCAGAAGCGCGCACCGCUGGUCAGCACAUUUGGCUGCUAAACUCGACGUUUCUGCUGGCCCGCUGUCACUUGCUUCAGAACAACCGACCCGAAGCACGCGCAGCGUUGCUAGAAGCAGCUGGGCUCUCACGGUCGUACGGCUUCGGAGAUGUUGCUGGGUUUCUUGACACGUGCGUAAAUAUUUCACUGGAAGGCGAGGUUGGAACCACGGAAGCGAUACUGGAGAAACGUGAAAAGGCGAUGGUCAGUCUGAUGCAAGAUGACGACCUUCGAAGUGCAGCAGAACACCUGUUCAGACGUAUGUCUGUCAUCCCGGCUGCCAGGCGCUUCUCAAUAAUGCCGGGCACGCGCGUGGAGGAGGCGCCCACGAACCGCCGAAUGUCCAUCAUACCGCGCACGCAGCAGCCGGCCACGGCUAGGGGCGUGCAGAGGCAGCUUCACCCACUGGGAUUCCAGGAGUUCGAUAUUUGA